This is a messenger RNA of Monascus purpureus, 2925 nucleotides long. Lineage: Eukaryota; Fungi; Ascomycota; Eurotiomycetes; Eurotiales; Aspergillaceae. The record is from the annotation of a GenBank genome assembly.
AUGUUGAUAACUUCCCGCACCUACUCUGCUUCCCAGAUACCCGACAGUGGAAUGGUUCUAUCGAGUGGUAACAGGCGCCAUAAAUUCAAAUCAUUCUCGGGAUGGCAUGCGGAUCCCACAAGUACCGAACAAGGCGCUCAAAUGCUGUUGAUCCAUCAGGCUGGGAGAGUCCGUGUGGGCGAGGUAGCUAGAUAUACAUUAACUUACACGCCAACGGCAGACACCAUUCUUCCCCCUCCAGAAAAGCUAUUUGUGCGAGUUAAGAAUACGUCAGCGACUCCCUUGCGAGCUGCGUACCUCCACGGUCCAUACACGCUUUAUACCGCUUGUUACCCGUCCACCUUUGAUCCGAAUGCCAAAUACGCUGGCAGCGACACUGAAGGGAUCCCUCAAUUUGAACCAUACCUGAAAGCAGGUGGGAAUUGGGAUGCUGUCAUCGCUGUGCCUGGGCAUCUUUGUCAGACUUCUCAGCAGCCCACCUUGAGUGUCCAAAGGCAGGAAGAUCACGAUCGAAGCGUGACUUGGAUAAUUGAAAUCGUAUCCCAAGUGGUAUUUUCGAGUUCUGCAGCAGUCCAUUUUGAACUCAUAGUUGGCCGCGAUGAGAAGUCGAUCGACCUAUGUUCUUCGAGCGGCGUAUCAGUUAAUGGACUGCCUUCUCCACCUCAGCUUCACGAACACUGGGCUUCGAGAAGAAAGGGUGAAAAGGCUAUCGCUACAAAGGGGGUAUAUUCUAAGUCAAUUGUGUUGACUGUAGAUGAUACGGCUAGUCUUUGGAACUCCCCCCCGUUCCCGUCGUUCCAGAAAAAGGAGGAGAUGGACGAUGGAAAGUCACAUUGCGUGACAGAAAACGUGAAAGCUUCUGCUAUGGACCCAGCUGGGCUCGAUUCGAUGGCUAUACCGGGCAAGAAAAUAAGAAAGAAGAGAGUGCAUCUUGUUGUACUGACUCAUGGGCUGCUAAGCAAUCUUGGGGCAGAUAUGCUUUAUCUGAAAGAAAGUAUUGACAUGGCUGCCAGGAAAGCCAGGAAGGUAAGAGAACAGGCAAAAAAAGAUCGAAUUAGAGGAAAUCAGAAAGCCGGCAUAAACUGCUCUUCAACGAGUUGCGCCAGUGACGACAACAACUAUGACAAUGAUGAUGACGAGCAAGUUAUAGUCAGAGGGUUCCCUGGGAAUGCUGUCCGCACUGAGCGUGGGAUACAAUACCUUGGCAAACGUCUCGCGAAAUACAUCUUACUUAUGACUUAUCCCGACCAGCCAUACUUGCCUUUAAAAAGCGGCAAGAGACAUUUUUCUCAAUCGUUAAGUCGUCGUAAAGCCCAAACAGGGUCGACUACCACCGGCUCCCUUCCCGCCUCUGAGACUCAUGAGAACUUGCUAGAGGAUGAAGGCCAUGCUUACAGAAUCACAAGCAUCAGCUUCAUCGGGCACUCACUCGGUGGUCUUGUCCAGACAUAUGCUAUUGCAUACAUUCAGAAACACUCUCCCCAAUUCUUCGAACUAAUUAGACCCGUUAACUUCAUAGCAUUAGCAACGCCAUUUCUUGGUCUCAGCAACGAGAACCCCCUAUAUAUCCGUUUUGCUUUAGAUUUUGGGCUUGUUGGCCGGUCAGUGGUUGGGGGCCUUGAUUGGGGGAAAGGUGGUGAAUCCCAAAACAAAAAUGGACACUCAGACCCUGGUUCUAAACCUCUAUUGAGGGUUCUACCCAAUGGCCCUGCGCGUGAUGUCCUUCUCAAAUUCCGACACCGUACCAUUUAUUCCAAUGUGGUGAAUGAUGGCAUUGUUCCCCUACGGACAUCCUGCUUGUUCUUCCUCGACUGGAAAGGAUUAGAUCGAGUUGAAAAGGCAAGUAGAGGCAAUGGGCUUGUUGGAACCAUGGCUGAAUGGGGUUGGGCUGAAUUGACUGGAGCAAAUUCAAAAGUCCCCAGGACCGGUCGUCCUACCCUCGAAGAAGGGUUUGAAGACACUUGCGACAAAGGCGAACAUGCCAAGAAAGGGAGUCUUCCGGGCGGGAUACCACUGCGGCCCAAGCGAUCCGUUGAAGAUGUAUCCUCUGGCGCUAAGCCGUUAGCUCCAGCACCUGGACAUUCCCCUGGGGACCCUCAGCAGUCGGAUUGCCGCGCUCUGACGCUGGAGCCUAGCUUAAAGGAGAACUCUUCGCCGUCUCCUUCCAUUGGCCCACUGGACAAUUUCUUAUCGAUAUUUCGACAGAAAGAAGAUAGAAAUCUUCGGAAUAAGCAGGCAAAGAUUUUCAAACGCAGCCAGACUCUAAACACCCUUGGCGACCCUGCCGGGACUUUCCGGUCUGAUCGGUCACAUUGUUCAGUGAUGCCCAGUGACAACUCCGUCUAUGAUGAUGACGGUCUAAAUGCACCUCCAAGGACCACGUUCUUCGAAUCUGCCGGUGAUCUUCUAAUGCCACCCCUACCACCAGCUGAAUUCAUUGCCGACCCCUCUUCUCGACCUCGUACUAUUUUUCAUGACCGUGUCUAUCAUCCGGAGGAUAUUCCGCCUCCAUUACCUUCCAAACGACGGGCCUUCACUUUAGGUUCUUCUCAUAGUAAGGGUGUCAAUGUUAGCCCUGCUUCGCCCUCAAAUUUAUCUCAAACUUCGAAUCAUAGCUGGGAUGAUCCAGAAAGCGGAUUGAGGGUGGAAGAAAAGAUUGCUAGGGCAUAUCAUCGCGAUCUGUCAUGGCGCAAAGUCCUUGUACGCCUGGAACCAGAUGCGCAUAACAAUAUAAUCGUGCGCAGGAUGUUCCCAAAUGCGUACGGGUGGCCGGUAGUGAAGCAUCUCGUUGAUACCCACUUUGGGUACACUGCUAUGGCCGAAUUGGACGAUAUACUGGAGGAAUCCGUAGAAAAAGCAAGACCGCCUAAUAUCGGAGCUACAAGUUCGGGUGAUGAAGUUGAGGGGCAGACGAGCCCUCCCUAG